Molecule: messenger RNA, 1932 nt
Organism: Engraulis encrasicolus (European anchovy)
Lineage: Eukaryota; Metazoa; Chordata; Actinopteri; Clupeiformes; Engraulidae
Gene: cnbpb
Product: CCHC-type zinc finger, nucleic acid binding protein b
Exons: 5
Coding region: 175-660 (161 amino acids)
Biological process (GO): positive regulation of cytoplasmic translation
Cellular component (GO): cytoplasm
Molecular function (GO): mRNA binding; zinc ion binding; translation regulator activity
Source: RefSeq, a predicted model, not a curated record
UCAUAGGUUCCUGAAAAUAUCGAGCCGUGUGCAAAGAAAGGCAGGGCGGUGGAGGGGGCUCGGCGAGCUGAGGACCGUGUGCAAACCGCGUGUGGCGCAGCGGAGAGAGGAGGAACCGAAAAUAAACAGCAACGAGUCACGUAGUCGAGGUUGCAGGUGUAGUAGACUGAGGUGAUGAGCAGCAACGAGUGCUUUGGGUGCGGCCGCACGGGCCACUGGAUCAAGAACUGUCCGAACGCUGGACGUGGACGCAGCAAGGGCCGUGGCCGCGGCAAAGACCUGUUCUGCUACCGCUGUGGAGAGCCUGGCCAUGUGGCCCGGGACUGUGAGAGGACCGAGGAUGCGUGCUACAACUGUGGCCGUAGCGGUCACAUCUCCAGAGACUGCAAGGAGCCCAAGAAGGAGCGCGAGCAGUGCUGCUACAACUGCGGCAAGGCUGGACACAUGGCCCGCGACUGCGACCACGCCAACGAGCAGAAGUGCUAUUCCUGCGGUGGAUUUGGACACAUCCAGAAAGGCUGUGAAAAAGUCAAGUGCUACAGGUGUGGGGAGAUUGGCCACGUGGCCGUGCAGUGUAGCAAGGCCAGCGAGGUGAACUGCUACAACUGCGGCAAGGCUGGGCACCUGGCGAAAGAAUGCACCAUCGAAGCCACCGCCUAGAGCCCCAUUCCCUUGUCGCCCCUCCUUUUUUCUGAUUGAUGGUUGUAUUAUUUUCUCUGACAAAAAUCCUCUUCACUGGCCAAAAGGUUGGCAGGACAGAGGCUAGUCCCAGGCCAGUUGAGCUCUUGACAUGUUUAAAAGGAGGAAAGGGGUGGGUGGAAAAAAAAUGCGAAGAAAAAAAAACAAAACAAACAAAAGACGAUUUUUUUUCCACUUUCUGCAUUUAAUACAAAAAAAAAUGUUUAUGUUUAGUUUGGUAGAGGUGUUAUGUAUAAUGCUUUGUUAAAGAACCCCCUUUCCAUGCCACUGGUGACCAGGGAGGAAUGAGUGAGUGUGUAGGAGAGCAAGCGAGAGCGAGAGAAAGAGAGCGUCAACAGCAGCAUGAUCAUGUCAGUGUCAGGUUGGCCUCUCGGGCGUUGUGGAACCGCCUCCAUGAGAGGUGUGUUUAACGGAACGCAAGAAAAAGAGGAGGACUGGAGGGAGGGAGAGUGGGAGUUAAAAGAAGAAAAAAAAACAAUAUCAUGGGAAGUUUGUUUGAAGCUUCCGUGAGAUGAUUUGCUUUUUUUUUGUUUUUGUUUUGUUGUUUAGUGAACGUGAGUGAGUUAAUGGUGAGAUUCAAAAAAUGAGCAGGAGCAAACAGAACACGUGACAGUGAUGGUCUGGACGGAACAUUCCGCCACGGACCAGCAGUACGCAGCUAAGUGGAGAAAAACAAACAAAACAAAAGAAACGGUAAAUGAAAUACUACAACAGCUGAUCAACCCGUUUACAAGCGCAAGUCUGGGGAAAACUUUGAAUAAGUGAAACAUACAAGCUAUGUACAAAAAAGGAUGCAUUGGGUUUUUUUUUUUAUUAAUAAUAUUAUUAUUAUUAUUAUUUCUCUCUGUGAUGUCAGCUAAUGAACUAUGUGGUGCAGCUGACUGUUUAAAAGGAAAAUCUGACUUAUGGUUCCUAGAUCGCAAUGCCAUUUAGAUCGUUUUACCCAUGGGAUUCAAGAAAAAAAUAACUGAAACUGAAAAAGAGAAAAAGAAAAAAAAAACAGUUGAGGAGAUUCGGAGGCAGAAUUUGGAGCUGGAGGAGAGGAGAAUGUUUUCACAGAAUCAAAAAUGUUAUUUUUGUACAAUAUCACUUAGACUACUGUAAAAAAUAUCAUUUGCUUGUACUCAGUUUUUAAGUCGGAGGGUUAUUGCACCAGAAGUAGAGAUGAGCAUAGAGAUGUAAUUUUAAACUAUCAAUAAAGCCGCAAGAGGAGGAAGGCGAGUUAUGACUGAA